GCCCACUCCCUCCGCCUCUCUCCGAGCAGUUGAGAUCGGGAAGUUAACGGCGCCACAGUGAACUGAAAGUUCCACCGUGCCGACUGCCGAGCUCAAGCAAAGCCGUCAGCUGAAGAAAUCCGGGCAGAAUGUGCGGGGACGCGACAAACUGGGAUGAAGAAGCGUACAGAGAAAGCAUUUUGAAGGAGAGGGAGCUCGAAACUCGAACCGUAUUCAGGACUAUUUGGGCUCCCUCUCGAAACCCUAACCCGGACACCGUCGUCGUCGCCACCAGUGAUGGUUCUAUCUCCGCUUACUCCAUCCCCUCUUGCAUUGCCGAACUCCCAAUGGGUUUUAGCAAUUCCAGGGCGCAACACUUGUUAACAGCGGAGCCGGAGGGCUUCCUCCAAGGGCAUGAUGGGCCGGUAUAUGAUCUCAAAUUUUACGGCAAUGGUGAAGACUGUCUGUUAUUGAGCUGUGGUGAUGAUGGUCGAAUCAAAGGAUGGCUGUGGAAGGGAUUUGCAGAAUCGAGGGUUCCUGUUUGUGUGCAAGGAAAUCAUUUGAAGCCAGUGCUUGACUUUGUGAAUCCCCAACAUAAAGGCCCUUGGGAUGCUCUCUCUCCAAUUCCUGAGAACAAUGCCUUAGCUGUUGACCCUCAGAUGGGAUCAAUAUAUUCAGCUGCUGGUGAUUCUUGUGCAUAUUGCUGGGAUGUGGAGAAGGGUGAAAUCAAAAUGGUUUUCAAGGGGCACUCAGACUAUUUGCAUAGUAUAGUUGCCCGCACCUCUUCGAAUCAGAUUGUAACUGGUUCAGAGGAUGGGACGGCACGAAUAUGGGAUUGCAGAAGUGGGAAGUGCAUUAAAGUAAUUGAUCUGCUGAAGGACAAGAAGUCGAAGGGGCCCAUGUCUUUUGUCAGUUGUAUUGCUCUUGAUGCCACUGAGAGCUGGUUGGCUUGUGGCAGCGGUCGAAAUUUAUCCGUCUGGAAUCUUCCUGCCUCAGAAUGUGUUUCACGGGUUGGCAGUAAUGCAUCCGUGCAAGAUGUAGUGUUUGAAGACAAUCAAAUAUUGGCUGUUGGUGCAGAACCUCUACUCAGCCGUUAUGACAUAAAUGGCACUCUCAUUUCACAGAUACAAUGUGCUCCUCAAUCAGCAUUUUCUGUCUCCUUGCAUCAAUCGGGUGUUACCGCAGUUGGAGGUUAUGGAGGCAUUGUAGAUAUCGUCUCUCAGUUUGGAAGCCAUUUGUGCACAUUCCGUGUCCAUUGUGCAUGAAAUAAAAUGAUCUACUAGAAUGUCUAGAUGGUGGACAUGAAAAAAAUGAAUGAUUGAGUAGCCUUCGAAAAUGUUGAAACUAGUAAACUUUUAAUAGUGGGCUUCACCGCAGCACUACCUGGCUUCCCUAGCAGAACUGGUACUUGGCAACAUGUGUCGUUUUUUCAUUUUGAACAGUAACUGAAGUGUCACUAAUUAUUUGAUUAGUUCUCACCAUACUUACUUGAAGGACUUGUAUAAACCUAGUAUUGUCAUUUUCUUUUGAUCAGCAAACUCGGUUAUUUCAUAAUGUUUAAUUUGGUCCAAAUGGAAUGUUUCAAUGGU
Molecule: messenger RNA, 1568 nt
Organism: Rubroshorea leprosula
Lineage: Eukaryota; Viridiplantae; Streptophyta; Magnoliopsida; Malvales; Dipterocarpaceae
Source: the annotation of a GenBank genome assembly